CCAACCACAGUCGCACGCAGCGAGGCGCGCACUGCCCAGCGCUCUUCCCGCGCCGCCGCUCCAGCGGACCCGCCAGCCCGCGCGCCGGCUGUGCGCCCUCUGUGCUCGCCCGCCGGCCCCACAGACAAACAGCCCGACCCCACCCCGACCCAGCCCGCCCGCCCUCCGGACCCUGGGCGCCCCGAGUGGAGCCAGGAGCAAAAUGAUGCUUCAACACCCAGGCCAGGUCUCUGCCUCGGAAGUCAGUGCCUCUGCCAUCGUCCCCUGCCUGUCCCCUCCUGGGUCACUGGUGUUUGAGGAUUUUGCUAACCUGACACCCUUUGUCAAGGAAGAGCUGAGGUUCGCCAUCCAGAGCAAGCACCUCUGCCACCGGAUGUCCUCGGCGCUGGAGUCAGUCACCAUCAGCGGCAGACCCCUCGAGAUGUCGGUCACCAAAGCCGAGGUAGCCCCUGAAGAAGAUGAAAGGAAAAAGAGGCGACGGGAAAGAAAUAAGAUUGCAGCUGCCAAGUGCCGAAACAAGAAGAAGGAGAAGACAGAGUGCCUGCAGAAAGAGUCAGAGAAGCUGGAGAGCGUGAAUGCCGAACUGAAGGCCCAAAUUGAGGAGCUCAAGAAUGAGAAGCAGCAUUUGAUAUACAUGCUCAACCUGCACCGGCCCACAUGCAUUGUCCGGGCUCAGAACGGGAGGACUCCAGAAGAUGAGAGAAACCUUUUUAUCCAGCAGAUAAAAGAGGGAACACUGCAGAGCUAAGCAGCCGUGGUAUGGGGCAACUGCGGAGUCCUCAUCGAAUCCUCCUUUUACAUCCGAAACCCUGAAGCCAUUGGAGAUCUGACUUCCUGUGCACCUCUUGAAUCCCAGCAGCAAAGAACCAUCAAGGCGGGAGGGCCCUCGGUGACUCAGCCGGGCCUUUCCACUCUACCCCAGAGUGGACUUUGGACCAGGGCAACAAGGGCAUCUUUUUCCUCAACUCCAGAAUUUAGGCCUUAACAUCUUGGCCAUCCUUGGAUUCUCCAGAUGGCCCCUGGUUAGGGUCCUGCCUGCCUUUCAUCUGGAUUCUGCAAAAACCAGGCCUCCCACCAUUAGGAUUCAUGCAGAAGAAGCAUCUGUACCUCGGGUGGGUGGGGUGGGGCCACCUCCUCUGCUGCCGCUGCCACUGUCACUUGUAGGGGACGUGGAGUGAGAAUGGCAUUUUGUGAAGUUGUGCGAUGGCCAGGGUUGUGCUUUCUAGCAAAUAUGCUGUUCUGUACAGGAAUUACCGUGUGCAAGGCGUUCGUUUCAAAACUAGGCGUUGUGCUCUUCUGAUGUUUGCGCAGUACACCACCACUGUGACUUUCUCGUGACUUUCCUCAGAUCUGGUUUCUGAGAAUUUGGGGGGGCUAUCAGCACGUGCAGUGUCUUGCAAAGUAUUCAGGUGGCCAGAGGAGCUUGUCAGCCCCGGGAGAACAGAAUUGUGCCAGCCUGGACUGAGUGCAGUUUUGUGCCAACAGAGAAGGCCUCUUCCCCUUGGCACCCAAGCAUUAACGCAGGUCCUCUGUUGCAAACUCAGUUAUAAUGUCAUAGGAAGAAAGCAGAAACAGAGUCCAGCUUCCAAAGGGUUAGGAUUCUCUGCUCAGUGACUUAGGUCAGGAAUUUUUUCUAGGCCGGAAGAGCCAAAGAAUAUUCCAUUUUCCUUUUCUUGCGGUUGAAAACCACAAUCAGCGGAGACGCGUUUGAAGCCAGGUGAUGCCUAGGCUUUAGCAUUAUUAGAUGUUAACGGCAUUGUUUCUGUCAUGCAGUUGUUUGUAGAAAUCGGGCCCAGAGCAUUUAUAGCUGUGAGACAGUCACUCACACUGGCCACGAGGACUCUGGCUACUGUCUGUUUAAAUUCUGACGUUUCUGUGAAAUCCUCAGAGUGUUUAAUCCUACUCAGUAGUAUCAUUACAAUUUUCUGUAAAAGAAGAUAUUACUUAUUUAUCCUAGUAUUCCUAACCUGUCAAUAUAAUAAAUAUUGGAACCAAGACAUGGUGAACUUAAGUGCUGUGCUGGUUUGUGUUCUUUUAAAUUGGUUGUUUGUUGAGAUCUAACCAUUCCCCUCCCCUCUCCUUUGGAGACGGUGGUGUAGGGGGUGGUCUCGAGCUUUAAAUAUUCUUUAGGUGUUGUUCUUUGUUCUCUGGGGUGCCACUAGGUGGGAUUUUUGACUUUCAAUCCUGUUCCUCAGUCUGUGGUUUCUGACGCUCAAUUUCUCAUUGACAAACCCUAGGGCACAGCAGCAAGCAUAUCUUUUAGAUUGUCUGGUAUUAAGAUAGAAUUUUGGGGGCUUCCCUGGUGGUGCAGUGGUUAAAAAUCCGCCUGCCAACGCAGGGGACACGGGUUCAAUCCCUGGUCCAGGAAGAUCCCACAUGCCGCGGAACAACUAAGCCUGUGCGCCACAACUACUGAGCCUGCGCUCUAGAGCCUGAGAGCCACAACUACUGAAGCCCAUGUGCCUAGAGCCCGUGCUCCACAACAAGAGAAGCCACUGCAAUGAGAAGCCCGCGCACCACAAUGAAGAGUAGCCCCCGCUCGCCGCAACUAGAGAAAGCCUGUGCAGAGCAACAAAGACCCAACACAGCCAAAAAUAAAAUAAAAUAAAUUUAUUAAAAAAAGAUAGAAUUUUGAUAUAAAAUCUGAAUACCUCAACUACCAGUUUCUCUGAAUAUACAAAAGCCUAAAAUGUACACCUGUUGCUCAACUUGAACCUUACAAUCUGUCACAGAACUCCUCGUGUUCACUUGAAUUACAUCUCUUAUAACAUCCAA
This is a messenger RNA of Balaenoptera acutorostrata (minke whale), 2775 nucleotides long. It is a transcript of the gene ATF3, whose product is annotated as activating transcription factor 3. The coding region runs from base 203 to 748 and encodes 181 amino acids. Gene Ontology annotation, molecular function: RNA polymerase II cis-regulatory region sequence-specific DNA binding; DNA-binding transcription factor activity, RNA polymerase II-specific. Lineage: Eukaryota; Metazoa; Chordata; Mammalia; Artiodactyla; Balaenopteridae. The record is from RefSeq and is a predicted model, not a curated record. The transcript has 4 exons. Gene Ontology annotation, biological process: regulation of transcription by RNA polymerase II. Gene Ontology annotation, cellular component: nucleus.